Messenger RNA from Limulus polyphemus (Atlantic horseshoe crab), 1902 nucleotides. Its product is annotated as XK-related protein 4-like. Gene Ontology annotation, biological process: apoptotic process involved in development; engulfment of apoptotic cell; phosphatidylserine exposure on apoptotic cell surface. Gene Ontology annotation, cellular component: plasma membrane. The record is from RefSeq and is a predicted model, not a curated record. The transcript is spliced from 5 exons. The coding region runs from base 120 to 1550 and encodes 476 amino acids. Lineage: Eukaryota; Metazoa; Arthropoda; Merostomata; Xiphosura; Limulidae.
ACCCAAACAACAUUGACAAGGCUUGGAAACCAUCGUCGUACCAUAGACUAUGCAGUUCCCAUUGUAUACCUGGGGAUCUCCCCCAUUUCAUUUGCAGUCUCGUCAAACCAUUGUUGUUCAUGUGGUACAUGAUAAAAUACGCUUUUGUGGAGAAACGUCCAAUGGUCAUGCUAAAUCCCUCUCAGAACAGAUACGGUCGCCAGCACUUCGACCAGUACGAAAGGAGAGACCCACAGGUGACAAAUGACACCGAUGGCUGCCAAAUCGAGACCAUCAUUUUGGACCACCAGUACCCAGACCCAACAUAUCCUCUCCACCACAAUGAUUUCAUGUUUGCCGCUAAGACAUGGGAAGAACAGGAUCGGUUCACCGUGUUCAGUGUUUUAGCUACCUUUGUUUGUAUCGUUUCCUACAUAGUAAACGUUGGUACCGAUGUGGCAGUGAGCUACUUUCUCUAUGUAGAAGACAAUCUGUGGUGGUUCGGCUUGACGGCAGCAGCUACAGCUAUACCAUCAUUAACAGUUAACAUCUUCAGUAUUCGCUGGUACGUGCACGACGCAAAGGAGAGGAAGACUCAACCGCGGGCGUUGUCUCGACCUCACAUGACGAAGCUAGAUUGGGUGGUUCGUAUUUUCUUUCAUAUUGUUCUACUGGGACCAGUAAUCAGAUAUAUUGAUUUACUCGUCUAUGGGUUCCGCAGUCGACGGCUCCGCAAACAAAAGAGGAGAAGAGAGCAAAACUGGCACCUUUCUUACCGACAGCCAUCACCAGUAAGGAUAGAACAGCCGAAAGAAGUUAACUACCAUCUACUGAUGAUUCAAGAAGACAGAGACACUGCGCUUCUUGCACUGUUAGAGAGUUUCAUGGAAUCAGCACCUCAACUACUACUUCAGGUUUACAUUCUAGCCCAGCGUGAAAAGGUUCCCACUGAUCUUCUUACAGUAUGCUUGCAGGUGGCUUCUGUGUGUUCUUCAUUGUUUGAAUUAUCCUGGGCUUUGGCCUUUUACCAACGUGCUCUUCGGCGGUCAGUGCUAGACAAGAAAAACAUGACUCGAACUGGAACUGCUCUUCAGUUUCUGUGGCGUUUUUGUACCAUCGGAGCACGUGUGUUUGCACUAGCGCUGUUUGCCUCACAGUACAAGUUAUGGCUAGUGCCAGUAUGUGUGGGACACUGGGGUAUCAUGACCGUUUGGAUCAUGCACCAACAAACUCAUUUCUGUGAUAGCGAAACGGGGGAACAACGUCAGUGUGAGGAAUACCUUUUCAACAUGGUCAUCGGGGCAAUUUAUCUUUUUUGCUUUCUCAACGUGAAGGACGAACCUACAAGGUACAAGGUCACCACAUAUUACGUAGUGGUUUUUGUAGAAAACGCCACUCUGAUUGCAUUGUGGUACAUACGAACAGAUCCCAGUGUGUGGUAUCACCUACCUGCUCUUGUUGGUGUGUUUGCUAGUUUUCUAUUUGGUGUAAGUAUCAUGAUGGUUUACUACCGCUGUUGUCACCCCAAUGGCAAACUUCCAGCAAAGGACCGUCGGGCAGGAUGCUGUUGAUUCAACACCCACCGCUUACCGAAGAAACCCGAUAUUCCACAGUUACGACAAAACAAUAAGGAGCUUUUAAAAAAAGAUAGAAGAAAACAAAGACGGUUAAAAUGUUGUUGAAAAGACUGUGAUAAAUACUAGAGUAUACUCGAAAUUUAAACAACUUAGUAAAAAAACUGUGAAGGUUGAUCUGGAAACAAUCAUCUGUAUUUCUACAGUUGUCAUGGUAACGUAAUCCAAACCCUUUCUAGUGAGAUUAUAUAUGUACACGUAUACACACAUAACUUUACAGGCACUUGCUGUCUUUCUGUAUUUUUAAUGAGAACUGUGAAAAAAAUAUUUGUUUCACAUUGUAAUUAAA